Phragmites australis (common reed) is the source of this 685-nucleotide messenger RNA. Its product is annotated as rapid alkalinization factor-like. The transcript has a single exon. NCBI's taxonomy places the organism in Eukaryota, Viridiplantae, Streptophyta, Magnoliopsida, Poales, Poaceae. Bases 78 to 482 code for a protein of 134 amino acids. The record is from RefSeq and is a predicted model, not a curated record.
ACCCGCUCCACCGGGCACCGGGCCGGCCGCCGCCGCACGCACGCAAGCACCUCAAAGCACCGCGCCCCGCGUCCACCAUGGCUUCUCCACGGCACUCGUUCCUCGUCCUCGCGGCCGCGGCGGCCGCGCUUGUUGUCUCCGCCACGGCGGCGGAGCUCGCGACCGUCCACGGGCGCGUGGCGGCGGAGUGGGCGCGGUCGGUGGCGGCCGACGAAGGGUCGUGCUGGGGCUCCCCGGAGGAGCUCCCUGUCGUUUACGGCGUUGGCGGCGGCGCGGCGAAGGGGCUGCGGCGGCUGCAGUACUACUACGACGUGAACACCGCCGCCAGCCUGCUGCCGACGCCGUACAUCAGCUACAGCGCGCUGAUGCGGGACUCGGUUCCGUGCUCCGUGCCGGGCGCGUCCUACUACAACUGCCAGCCGGGCGCCGACGCCAACCCCUACACGCGCGGCUGCUCCGCCAUCACCCAGUGCCGCGACUAGCUAUAGCUUUCUUUGUAAGUUUUCCCAUGGCAUUGCACCCUCGCCGUGGGUUCCUGCUGUGAGUGUUGAUCUCUCCCCUCGUCUGGCCAUCAGCUUGAUGGCCUCAUUGCCUCAAGGGAGAGGGCUGCUAAGCUCUAGCGUUGCGAUCCCAUGUCGUCGAUCAUCUUUGGCAAUUUUAGCCAUAAUGUAGGGUUUGAUCCCAU